Ochotona princeps (American pika) is the source of this 7160-nucleotide messenger RNA. It is a transcript of the gene OSBPL8, whose product is annotated as oxysterol binding protein like 8. Bases 497 to 3166 code for a protein of 889 amino acids. Gene Ontology annotation, molecular function: cholesterol binding. NCBI's taxonomy places the organism in Eukaryota, Metazoa, Chordata, Mammalia, Lagomorpha, Ochotonidae. The record is from RefSeq and is a predicted model, not a curated record. Gene Ontology annotation, cellular component: intracellular membrane-bounded organelle; membrane; cytosol. The transcript has 24 exons.
CGGGCGCUAGAAUGUGAAGGAUCGUGGCGGCCCCGGGUGCCCAGAAAGGCGGCGACACGGCCGAUGACAACAUUAGGCCGCGACGCGCUCCGGGCUGGGCGGCGGUGGUAGCGGCAGCCCGAGGGGCUGUAGCAUUGGUUCCAGCCUCUGAAGAAGCUGCCGCCGACAGCAGGCGGACGGAGGGGACGGUGGGGACCCGCCCUGGCCCGAGGACAGCGGGGCCGGAGUUCCCGCCCUCCUGGCGGGCAGCGCCUCCGCGGCAGCUAGACAGCGCCCUCGGGCUGGGCUCGCGUCUCCACACCUACCGCCGGCCGCCGAGGCCGAGAGAAGUUGGGAGUCCCACCGUUCGCGUGCAGAGGCUCGGACCCCGGCACCGCCCCGACCACCACCGAGGAACCGGCUGUCUGUGUCCUGCCUCUCCAAGGGCUCCGCCUCGGAUUUUCAGGCUUAUAGGAUGGCUAAACAUCAAUGAAAAGAGCAGCAUAAAUCUUGCAUUAUGGAGGCAGUUUUAUCAGAUGGAGAAGCUGAUCGAAUUUCGCUUCUUGGUGAUAGCAAAGAUGUCCUUGGGCAAUCAACUAUCAUAGCAAAUAGUGACGAGUCUCAACUGCUGACACCAGGAAAGAUGAGUCAACGCCAAGGGAAAGAAUCUUAUCCAACACCAACCAAAGAUCUGCAUCAGCCCUCUCUUAGUCCAGCAAGUCCUCAUAGCCAGGGUUUUGAAAGGGGAAAGGAAGAUAUUUCUCAAAAUAAAGAUGAAUCCUCUCUUUCUAUGUCAAAGAGCAAGUCUGAAUCUAAACUUUAUAAUGGCUCAGAGAAGGACAAUUCAACUUCAAGCAAGCUCACAAAAAAGGAAUCUCUUAAGGUACAAAAGAAAAAUUACCGAGAAGAAAAGAAAAGAGCCACAAAGGAGUUGCUCAGUACAAUCACAGAUCCUUCUGUUAUCGUUAUGGCUGAUUGGCUAAAGAUUCGUGGUACCCUCAAGAGCUGGACCAAGUUGUGGUGUGUGUUGAAACCUGGAGUGCUUCUGAUCUAUAAAACCCAAAAAAAUGGUCAGUGGGUAGGAACCGUCCUUCUGAAUGCCUGUGAAAUCAUUGAGCGUCCAUCAAAAAAGGAUGGCUUUUGUUUCAAACUCUUCCAUCCUUUGGAGCAGUCUAUUUGGGCAGUGAAGGGUCCAAAAGGUGAAGCAGUUGGCUCCAUAACUCAGCCCUUACCCAGCAGUUAUUUGAUCAUCCGAGCUACUUCAGAGUCAGAUGGAAGGUGCUGGAUGGAUGCUUUGGAGCUGGCUUUGAAAUGUUCUAGUCUUCUUAAACGGACAAUGAUCAGGGAAGGAAAGGAACAUGACCUGAGCAUUUCAUCAGAUAGCACACAUGUAACAUUGUAUGGCUUAUUACGUGCUAACAAUCUCCACAGUGGUGACAACUUCCAGUUAAAUGAUAGUGAAAUUGAACGACAGCAUUUUAAGGACCAAGACAUGUAUUCUGAUAAAUCUGAUAAAGAAAACGAUCAAGAGCAUGAUGAGUCUGACAAUGAGGUGAUGGGGAAAAGUGAAGAAAGUGACACAGAUACAUCAGAAAGGCAAGAUGACUCCUACAUUGAGCCUGAGCCUGUUGAGCCCUUAAAGGAGACCACCUACACUGAACAGAGCCAUGAAGAACUGGGAGAGGCGGGUGAGGCUUCUCAAACAGAAACUGUAUCUGAAGAAAACAAAAGCCUUAUCUGGACGCUGCUGAAGCAAGUCCGUCCUGGAAUGGACCUAUCCAGGGUGGUUCUGCCUACGUUUAUUUUAGAACCCCGGUCUUUCCUGGAUAAACUUUCAGAUUACUAUUAUCAUGCAGAUUUCCUGUCUGAGGCUGCUCUUGAAGAGAAUCCUUAUUUCCGUUUGAAGAAAGUAGUGAAAUGGUAUUUGUCAGGAUUUUAUAAAAAGCCAAAGGGGUUGAAGAAACCUUAUAAUCCUAUUCUUGGGGAAACUUUCCGCUGUUUAUGGAUUCAUCCCAGAACGAACAGCAAAACUUUCUAUAUUGCUGAACAGGUGUCUCAUCAUCCACCAAUAUCCGCCUUUUAUGUCAGUAACCGAAAAGAUGGAUUUUGCCUAAGUGGUAGUAUCCUGGCUAAGUCCAAGUUCUAUGGAAACUCACUCUCUGCAAUAUUAGAAGGAGAAGCCCGAUUAACUUUCUUGAAUAGAGGCGAGGAUUAUGUAAUGACCAUGCCAUAUGCUCAUUGUAAAGGAAUUCUUUAUGGCACGAUGACACUGGAGCUUGGUGGAACAGUCAAUAUUACAUGUCAAAAAACUGGAUACAGUGCAAUACUCGAGUUCAAACUAAAGCCAUUUUUAGGGAGUAGUGAUUGUGUUAAUCAAAUAUCAGGGAAGCUUAAAUUGGGAAAAGAAGUCCUAGCUACUUUGGAAGGCCAUUGGGAUAGUGAAGUUUUUAUUAAUGACAAAAAGACAGAUAAUUCUGAGGUUUUCUGGAAUCCAACACCUGACAUUAAGCAGUGGAGAUUAAUAAGGCACACUGUGAAAUUUGAAGAACAGGGAGAUUUUGAAUCGGAGAAACUUUGGCAGCGGGUAACUCGGGCCAUAAAUGCCAAAGACCAAACUGAAGCUACCCAAGAGAAAUACGUCCUGGAAGAAGCUCAAAGGCAAGCAACCAGAGAUCGCAAAACAAAAAAUGAAGAGUGGACUUGCAAGUUGUUUGAACUUGAUCCACUUACAGGAGAAUGGCAUUACAGGUUUGCAGACACUCGUCCCUGGGACCCACUUAAUGAUAUGAUACAGUUUGAAAAAGAUGGUGUUAUCCAGACCAAAGUGAAGCAUCGUACUCCAAUGGUUAGUGUUCCCAAAAUGAAGCAUAAGCCAACCAGGCAACAGAAGAAAGUGACAAAAGGCUAUUCUUCCCCAGAACCCGAUAUCCAGGACUCAUCUGGGAGUGAAGCUCAAUCAGUGAAACCAAAUACCAGAAGGAAGAAAGGGAUAGAGCUGGGAGACAUUCAGAGUUCCAUCGAAUCUAUAAAACAAACCCAGGAAGAGAUUAAAAGAAAUAUUCUGGCUCUUCGAAAUCAUUUUGUUUCCAGCACACCUGCCACAGAUUAUUUUCUGCAACAAAAAGACUACUUCAUCAUUUUCCUCCUGAUUUUGUUUCAAGUCAUAAUAAACUUCAUGUUUAAGUAGAAGUUCUCUACAGUGGAAUCAGUGAACUAGAACAUUUGAUUUGGCCUGGGACCAGUGUUGAAGUUGGUUUGGUCUUUAUUAAAACAUCGCAAUAUUUUGGAAAAAGAAAACCUAGAGGACAAAUGUAGAGGUGGUGACCUUUCAGAUGUUUUAUCCUGAACCUGAAACAAGAGCUAUCCUGUUAUUAAACUGAUCUCUGUGUUAAGUGCCAGGACAUUUCUAGCUUUUGUGAGAAUGUGUCAACAUGUGAGUAUAAUACAUCCACAUGUACACACAGUUGUCUCUUACAUACUCUUACGUAAGAUAGUCUUGUGUUCUGUAGUAUGUUCUAAGAUAUAAUGUUAACAUUGUUCGUAACAUAAAUGCUAUCGAUCUUAUAAAUAUAGGGGUAGUAAUAUUUUUCUUCACAAAACUUUAAUCAGUAAGGAUUAAGGGCUGGGGAAUGAUGGAAUAAUAGACAUAAUUCAGGCUAUUGUAUGGUGAUAUCAUCGCUGAAGCACCCAACUCAAUUGUCUUCAGAGAAACAGCAAGAAAAAAGUAUUGAAUGGUCAAAAUUAAUAUAUUGAAAAAGGUUGCAAAUUGCUUUUCAAAAAGUUUACACAAGAUUUUUUAACCCCUUAGAAUUUAAUUUAAUAUUUAUACAGGUAUAUAUAUAUAUACAUAUGUGUAUUUCAGUCUAAAAAAAUGGUGUGUAGCUACUUGGAUCUGUUGAUUAUAAUACCACGUAAAGCACCUGCUGAAAAAAGUGUGGUAAAAAGUGAUUGCUGUCCUUUUUUUUCCCUUUUACUUUUGUUAGUUCAAUUGGUCCAUAACAUAGACCAAAACUUAGAGAUAUUUAUAAAGCAUAUGAAAUGCUAACAAUUGUGUUUUCAUUAUGAUAAACUCACUAUAGCUUUCAUUUACACCCUCGUGUGUUCAGUGAAUAAGUAGAGUGAAAAAAUGGUAACCAAUAUUUUACUUCAAAAGCCAAAAAGAGAAAAGCAAUAAGAAAAGACAUUCUGUGGUGGCCUUUAUGUCUACAACAAAAUUGGUUUCUUUACAAUGUGCAAUACAUUGAGCAUCUAAGAAGAGUACCAAGUACUGACCUUUUUAUACAUCCCACUCUGUUCCUAGUAAAUUAAAUCUGUAACAAAAAUCACACAUCUCUAAAGUUUUUGUGCAGCCUUGGGCAUACUUUCUAAAGUUUUGUUUCUUCAGCUUUUGCAUUAACACAGUCCUGAAAAGAAACUGUACAAAGAUAGUUAUGUCUAGGAACAUUCUGUCCUAAAAUACAUAGUAGAAUCCUGAAAGGAUAGAUUUUGGUGUGAUUAUUAAUGUCAGUGAAGAUCAAUAAUUACCCUGGCUGCAUUUCCUUUGAAAAGAAACAUGAGACACUGGUUAAAUUACAAUCAAAUGCUAAUUAAAUGCCAUGAUAAAUAUGGAAUUGAGAGAUGUUUGCUAAAUUGUAAGAAUGGAAAAUGAGAAAAUCUGCCUUUUGCCCCUAACCCUUAGGUUUCUAUAAAGAGCUACUUUUGUGGUGUUAGUGGCGUAUUCCAUAUAUACAUGUGAAUUUUUUUAAUUGGUAAAAGCAUAACUAAAAUGUUCCUUUGCCUGGUGUUUUCACGACUACAAUAGAAAAUGGUCAGGUGAUUUUGGUUCUGUAUUUUGUCACUAUAAUUUUUGUAUUCACAUUAUGUUACCUAUGUUAUGCUCAAAUGCCUACUCUUUGAAGUAUAAUAUUUUGUAAAUAAUGUACAAUUUGAUAUUUUUUAUGGUUUAAAUUAUAUUAUAUACAAGUUGAUUGGCUGAUUACAAAAAUUGCUUCCUUUUUGAAUCCUGAAAAUUUAGAAAGUUUCUGUUGGUGACCUGCCUUAGGAUUUUGGUCUUAACCUACUUAUAUGUUACAUUUAAUUCAGCCUAAAUAGUGUUUUGUUUGUAUAGAUACAAGACUGGAGGGGUUGUUAUCUUCUUUUUUUAAAGUUGCUUUACUCAGUUAUUAUGGGUUCUUAUCCAAGGAGUCAAGAACUAUUUGAUAUGAAAGAGCAGGGUUAUUCGUGACUGUUUGUAUACACUAAAAGCAUACACUAACCUAAUAGUCCUCUUAUGCUUUUAGUUGUGUAAGUUCCUUUCUACAAGGUGAACACAAAACUCAGGAAUUGGUGGCUUAAUUUUAGAUCAGUGCUAACUUACAUUAGGCUUAGUAUGUCAAUCCUUUGAGACACAAAAUCAAUGCUGUAUUUAGCCGUAAUAGGUGACUUUGUUCCUUUCCUGAGAUCAGUUUUUAUUCACAAAUGGAUUCUAAAUGUGACUUACAGCUUCCAAUUGUCUAAGAGCCUCAUGAUGGUUUCUAGGACUUAAGACCUUAUGACCAUGUCUUUUUCAUUUAUCAAAAAUUUAUUUUCUCAUGAAAAUUUAGAUAUUACUGAUAUGUGCAUUUCUGUUUUAGCUGUUAGAUGUACUGUGCUUCAGUUAUUCAACAUUUAGUGAGAUGUUACCAGCCCAGGAAAAGACAAGAAACAGGGCAUUGUGGAAUGUUAAAUUUCAGCAAUAUAGUUAACUCAUAUUUCAUGUCAUUACUUUUUUGGUAUCACUUAUAAAGGUACAGUUUAUAAUCUUUGUUACAGCUCUGUUGGCAACUGCAUUCCAUUGAAAAGUUGGCCUUGUGUCAAAUACCACCAUCAUUUUGAUAUUUAUGCUUUUGUGCCUUUAAGAGAAUAUUUUUUGUCAUUUUUGUGUUACGGAACUGUAAUUUGAUUCAAAGUGUUUAUAGGCUUAACUGUCAUAAAAAGGUCAUUUCUCUAUGUCACUUUAUUUCCUUUUCUAUAGCUAUACUAUAUUUAAACAGUAAUGCUGUACUUUUAUAAGGGUUUGUCUAUUUGUCUAUUUCAAAUAUAUUCUUACUCUCAGACAUCAUUGAAGUAGAUUUGUCAGAUUAUUCUGAGUAUUGUAAACAGUGCCUUUUCGAUGGAAUUUACACUGUUUUGGGUGUCAACUUGUGCCAUAUACACACAAUUUUGUGGAAGGCAGUUUUAGCUUUUUGAAGAAUAGCUUAGUCAAAAUUUAACAAAACACAUAUGUAAAAUUCCAUCUUUCAAAAGUCUGGCAUUUCUAGUAAGUGAUGAAUAGUUUUUUGUUUGCUUAAUAUACAGUGAUGAUGGCAUUAUUGAUGGUCAUAAAUGCUUAUUAUUCUGAAUCAUGUUAAAUGUAUAGAAACAAAAUAUUAGCAUUUAUGCAAAUUUUCCAAUUUGAGCCAAUAGAGGAAAUCCCACAAAAAUCAGUAAGUUUACAUUUCGACUUUUAUUGACUUAAGUAUAAAAUAAAACUCAUUAAAAUGUAUAAUCUGCCACCAUUAUGUAAUUUGUUUUUUGUUCUAACUAUGAAUUUUGUGUAUUUAAUUUACUUUUUAUUUCAUUUAACUACUGUCUGGCUUUGUUAGUUUUAAAUUGAAGGUAGACUGUUAAAUUGUAUAGGACCAGUAUUUUCUUAAUAUGAUUAACAUACUUAGAAGAGUCACAAGAAGCCCAUGACAAAAUGAAUGUGAAUACACUUUCUGGGAUACUUAGAAAUUUUUAUCUUAAUGCACUUAUCAUGUGAAAAUUGUUUCACAUCAUGUUAAAAUUUUUUUGAAAGAAAAAUGCCAUGAAACAAACUGAUGAGCCACAAAAUUUCAGUUAUGUUUUUCUUCUUUUAGCAUGAUAAAGAUGCAUCGUAAGUUUAAAUUUUGUUUAAUGGCCAUUUAAAAAUUCAAGCACUACCACUGGUCAGUUUUGUAUGAUAGAAUUACAGUAUGUUACCUACAGUGUAAGUACAGCACACUGUCCAUUCUUUUUCCUUAAGGUGCAUAGUAAAUGUACAGAUAGUCCUAGGCAACUGUUUUGUAAUGUAUUGUUUCUUAUCUAUUAUUCCUAACCUGUUAAAAAAUGUUUGCAGCAAGGAAAAAAACUGAACUUUUUCUAAUGACCUGUCAAAUUAUGCUAACUUCUAGUAGACAUUCUAAAUAAAAUUUUUAAAAAGA